AAAGCUGAUUGACUGGCGCCUGCGCAGUGCGGUAUGAUAGAGUGGUGCCGAGCUGUGACAUGGAGUUCGCUGAGCUGAUUAAGACCCCCCGGGUGGAUAAUGUGCUCCUGCACCGGCCCUUCCACCCGGCGGUGGGCGGCACUCUGUGUCUGACCGGCCACCACCUCAUCCUCAGCUCCCGGCAGGACAACAUGGAGGAACUAUGGCUCUUACACUCCAACAUAGACUGCAUCGACAGGCGGUGAGUGAGCACUCACACACUCCAACAUAGACUGCAUCGACAGGAGGUGAGUGAGCACUCACACACUCCAACAUAGACUGCAUCGACAGGAGGUGAGUGAGCACUCACACACUCCAACAUAGACUGCAUCGACAGGAGGUGAGUGAGCACUCACACACUCCAACAUAGACUGCAUCGACAGGAGGUGAGUGAGCACUCACACUCACACACUCCAACAUAGACUGCGUCGACAGGCGGUGAGUGAGCACUCACACACUCCAACAUAGACUGCGUCGACAGGCGGUGAGUGAGCACUCACACACUCCAACAUAGACUGCGUCGACAGGAGGUGAGUGAGCACUCACACACUCCAACAUAGACUGCGUCGACAGGAGGUGAGUGAGCACUCACACACUCCAACAUAGACUGCGUCGACAGGAGGUGAGUGAGCACUCACACACUCCAACAUAGACUGCGUCGACAGGAGGUGAGUGAGCACUCACACACUCCAACAUAGACUGCGUCGACAGGAGGUGAGUGAGCACUCACACACUCCAACAUAGACUGCGUCGACAGGAGGUGAGUGAGCACUCACACACUCCAACAUAGACUGCGUCGACAGGAGGUGAGUGAGCACUCACACACUCCAACAUAGACUGCGUCGACAGGAGGUGAGUGAGCACUCACACACUCCAACAUAGACUGCGUCGACAGGAGGUGAGUGAGCACUCACACUCCAACAUACACUGCAUUGACAGGACGUGAGUGAGCACUCACACACUCCAACAUAGACUGCGUCGACAGGACGUGAGUGAGCACUCACACACUCCAACAUAGACUGCAUCGACAGGAGGUGAGUGAGCACUCACACACUCCAACAUAGACUGCAUCGACUGGAGGUGAGUGAGCACUCACACUCCAACAUACACUGCAUUGACAGGCGGUGAGGGACCACUCACACACUCCAACAUAGACUGCGUCGACAGGCGGUGAGGGAGCACUCACACUCUCCAACAUUUGCACACACCUCGGCAAGCUGUAGUGCUUUAGCCAAUGAAAGGGACAUGUUGCACACCUAAUUUUCCUCAUGCGUUACCUUGCAAUGCAAAUCUAUUUUAAAGUAGCUGUCCCCUUUUGGGUGUCUUUGCAUAAUUCCAAAGACCCCAGAUGUGACGACUUUGCCGUGAAGUGCACGGGAAGGUGACAUUAACUUACCAUCAACUACUUUUCCUCUGUACCCCCUGCAGCUUCAUCAGCCUGGAGAUCACAACAGUUCACAGCAGUUUUAUUGUAUUUGAGCUCCUUUUGUGCAUUGACAACUUUAUGUAAUUUCAGGUUUGUAGGUACAGCUGGUACGAUCACCAUUAAGUGUAAGGACCUGCGCAUAAUUCAGUUGGAAAUCACCGGGAUGGACGAGUGUCUGAAUAUAGCAAGUUCAAUUGAGGUAACAAUUUUGUCUACAUCCCCUUCCUGUGUACACGCUGUGUGUUCAAUAUUUAUUUUAGUUCUUACUUGCAUUGAAGCUGUGCAAUAUCUUUUCUCACAGCAUUCUCAUGUUUAAUUAAAAUGACAAUCCAUGCUUAUCAAACAUUUCCAACCAAUCCAAAAAAGAAAUAAAACAAAGAUAAUCACUUUAAAACAACGCAUGACAUUAUCAGCUUGGCCAAUUAGCUUCUGUGUGUCUGUGAAGUGCACACUGUUGGACAUGUGUAAUCCAGCACUACAAGGUUCAAAGUGCUGAUUGGUCAACAGCUGUUUAACUCUGCAGAGAUAAGACUGUCGCUAACCUACAAAGGAAAUAAAUCAGUCAUUCGACCGCUUUGCCUAAAAGUGUUUCUGUGAGGGUGCAGGAUGAACCAACAAGAUGGCUGUGUUUUAGAACAGAAGAGGCAGGAUUAAGAUGCAGAAUUUGGCAAAACACUAUUUAUAUUUUGCAAAAUAAAUCAUUUCCAUUUUCAAAGGAACACUAUAGCUUUAGAAAUACAAAUCAGUAUUCCCCACGCUAUAGUGCCCCUGUCCCUAACCUAUUGAGUCCCACCACUGUCUGGUGAAUAAAGGGUUACCUUCUUCACUUAGCUCUUUCCAGAGCCUCUUCCUGCCUCAUCUUGGCGAUGGUGGAGUCUUAGGCACAGGUGCUUCCUCGUGCCUAAGACUCUGCUAGGAACCAGGAAGCACCUCUAGUUGCAGGGACACUGCACCCAGACCACUUCAAUGAGAUGAAGGGGCCUGGGUGCCUAUAAUUUGUUAUCUUGGCUGCUAUACAUAAGGAAAAUACUAUCUAAUUUUCUAAUGCAUUUUAUGUAAACUAGAGCACUCAGAGAAAAGGGGUAACGAGAUUCAGACUCAGAGAGCGCAAUAUAAAAGCAGAUUAGAUUUCAUUUAUUUUUGGUGACCGAGCCACAUUAAUUACCAUGCCCGUAUGGAUGCUUUGUAUAUCACAAUGUUUAUGGCCCAGUGAUAGACCAUGAAUUAUUUGUAUUUUAUCAGAAGGAAGUCGGCACUGGCCAUGUGACUAGAUGACAGUUAUGAAUAACUGUAACAUAACCAACACAAUUACAUCCUUGCCCAUCAAAGAAAUUUUUUUUUUUUUUUUGAAGCUGCUAAUGGGAUGGUGUAACAUUUUGUAUGACGAGCCUGAUUAUUGCUUUAUAUCAAUAUUAAUUCAAGUGGCUCUAUCACCUCAAACUUACCUUUCUACUAUUGUUUCCUCUUUAGGUAUAUGUUCUUCAUUUCUGAUCCAUUUCUCUUUAAACAUAAGACAAAGUGGGAGCAACUUUCUUAUGUAUUUUCCUAUGCUUGACAAAUGUGACAAAAGGUUGAAGCUUAAGGCAAGCUCCACUUCGUUUUGUCAAGCUAACCAAGGGUGAAGCUUACCGCAAGCUCCACCCAGGGCCGGUACAAGGAUUCUUACCGUCCUCUGCAACAAUCCAUUUUGCCGCCGCCUCCUCAUGAAUGCAACUAUAUUCACUCAGAGGUUUAUUCAUUAAACGCUGAAUUGCAAAGAAGAUAUAUUUAGGGAAGGAGAUACACUGGGUAUACAUUAAAGGGAGCUUAAUGAAGUGGUUUGGGUGCAGUGUACCUAUGGCACUUAGCGCUGCAAUGUAAAAUGUUUACAUUGCAGCACGAAGUCUUCCUCCAGUGGACCAAUACAUAAAUUCCCCACACACUUCCCAAUACAUACACACACUGCCUUAUACAUAAAUUCAUACACUCAUACUGCCUAUACAGUCAUACAUCCAUCCAUAGGCAUGUACUGCUUAAUAAAUAUAUAUCCAUACACACAUAAUGCCUAAUACACAGUGUAACUUACACACUCACUAACACUCUCUCUGACUUACACACACCGUAUCUCGUAUUGGCCGAUAUUCCAGAUUUUGGCAGGUAUCGGUAUUGGUCACUAUUGAUACAGAUAUUGCCGAUAAUGUGAGAUGUGGCGGUGGUUCAGCGCAUGCAGGGCCGAAGCGUCCAUAAGGUGGCACAGGUGACUGCCUUAAGGCGCUCAGGCCCGGGAGAGCAACAAUCGAGUGACUGGCAGGAAGGAAGCGCACAGCACUCCCCCUACCAGUCACUGUAGCGUGGUCGAGCAGAGCGUCCACGGUACAGGAAACGGAAGCUCCUGUACCGCGGUCUGCUCCGUUCGGCCAUGCUACAAGAAAGGUAAUAAGGCACACCAGUGAGAAGAGAGGACCACUAAGGGGGAGGGAUGGACACUAAAGGACGGAGCGGGAGAGAAACACUAAGUGGGGGCAAAUGUACAGAAUAUCUGUAUCGAUAAGUUAUCGGCCUGAAAGUUCACAGAUUAUCGGUAUCAGCUCUCAAAAAUCAAUAUCGGUCGAUCCCUACUUCAGUGUUACAGGCAGGGGCAGCCAGGAUACCUGGUUAUGUCCCGGGUUCCCCUUUCUGAAGGAAGCAGAGUGCUCUGCUCAGGUGCUGGGGAUACAGCACACCUCGCAUCCUGAGAAGGUAAUUGGCAGAGAGGAGACUAGCAGAUGAACGGGUGCGCAGGGGGGUGUCUAAGAGACACUCGCCCAGAUAGCAGCAGGGCAGACCACCAGGAAACCUCUCUGGGGUGCCCCCAACAGGGCCACGCACCAAGCGAAUACCAUAUUUAUUUGCCUAAUUGUAGCCCUGGCCCCGGCUCCAUUCCGUUUGUCAAGAUUGCCAAGUCUAGGUAUUCUGACUCGGAUUGCUGUGAUAGUGAUCUAACCCUUGUGAGACCUCUGUGCCCGGCCUGUGUAAGCAGGUACAGUCACUGCAGACAAUCCUCCUCAGCUGAACUCACCAAUACUGGUUUCAUCCAAAAGCUGGUUUAUUCUGAACAUCACACAACAGGAAUACAGCAGAAUGAAUGGAUUUCAGUAUUAUGCGGUCAAAAGAUGAUGCUUUCCUUAGCUUAGCAUGUGGGAUACAAGAGUCCCAGUUACAUGAGGCAAAUGCAAGCAGCCAUGACACAGGAAGUACAGCAAGAACAGGGCGGAGUUUUACAUACAAGGAAAUUAUGUAUGAUGCUCACAGGAGGAACAAGGGCAUUACCAAAAAGGGCCAAAAGGAGGCAGCAAAAAUACAAGGUAAAUAAAUCACAGAAUAUGCUAUGUAAAUUGCAUCUACAAUAAUGAGAAUAUUAACUGUGUAACGGCACACUCCCCGUCUGACGUUGUAAAUGUCACUAUUUUAUACCAUAACGGUAGUUAUACAAGUGCAAAUAAACAACAGUGCAAUUUGCUUGAUGUCUUGAGAACGUGAAAGACAUAAAGAAAAAAUCAUGCAAAAAAUGCAACAACUUCAAGUUAACAUUAACGUCCAAGACUCUUCCUUCUUGAAAUCAAAGGUAGGAACAAACAACAUACGCAAGUAAGUUCAUUCUCCAAAGGGCAGGAGCAGAAUAAGUUCAGUGAUAGGUCUGAUGAAGGUCUUUACAGUCCCUUGUCUUGCAACUUUCACCUCCACCUUGCGUACCUUGCCAUCAUCACUAGGAACACUCUUUAUAAUAAGUCCCAUAGGCCACUUGAGUCUCCCAGCUUGUUGAUCCUUGAGCAGAACAAGAUCUCCAACUUUAAUGUUAGGAUUUGGGUGUUGCCAUUUCCUGCGUCCUUGCAAAGUAGAAAGGUACUCCAUCUUCCAACGAUUCCAGAAGCAGUUGGCGAGGUGUUACACUCGCUUCCACUGGUCAUAGCGCGAGUUUCCUGAGUUAAAGUUUCCGGGUGGGACAGGAAUGGACCCAAGCUUUUGGGUAAGCAGAGUUGUUGGGGUUAGGAUGGUUGGAUUCUCUGGAUCUGUUGACACUGGAACCAGUGGUCUGGAAUUAAUUAUAGCAGAUGCCUCUGCCAUAAAGGUGGUUAGAACCUCGUGGGUAAGUCUUGUGCAAUUUGAGUCCAUAAGCAUAGAGUCCAGCUCACGUAGUAUGAAAUCUGCAAUUUCUACAGCUAGAACAGUCCCACAAAGUUCAAGCCUAGGGAUUGUGUGCUCUGGCUUAGGUGCUAACUUAGCUUUUCCAAACAGAAACCCUAUGUGGACUUGAUUAGAAGAGUCUCUUACCUUGAGGUAGGCAACAGCCGCUAUAGCCUCAGUUGAUGCAUCUGAGAAGAUGUGAAGUUCUUUUCUCUGACUCGUAGUGAGGGAAGCUGAAUUGUAGCAGCAUGGUAUACGGAUUCCAUCUAAGGCACGUAGAGAUUGUUUCCAGGACUCCCACUUAGGAAGCUUGUCUGAUGGCAGUGGGGCGUCCCAAUCUUUAAUAGUCUCAAUCUUUAAUAGUCUCUGAGAAUUGCCUAAGCAAGGAUUUGCCUUGUAUGGUAAUGGGAGCAACAAAUCCCAUUGGGUCAUACAGGCUAUUUACUACUGACAGAACACCACGCUUGGUAAACGGCUUGUCUGUAGAGCUGACUUGAAAGCCGAAGGUAUCCUUUGACAAGUCCCACCAUAGGCCCAGACUUCUCUGUUCAGGUGGCUUGUCCAUUCCGAGAUUAAGGUCUUUAAACCCUGUGGCAUGAUCAUCAGGUUGAAAGGCUUUCAUGACGGCAACACUAUUUGAGGCAAUCUUGUGUAGUCUGAGGUUAGCCUCAGAGAGCAUAUCUUGUGUCCUCUUGAGCAGAUCUAUGGCUUCUUCAUCUGUAGGUAAAGACUUAAGCCCAUCGUCAACAUAAAAGUCUCUCUCAACAAAGUGUCGAGCGUCACUACCAUACUCCUUUUCUCCUUGAAGGGCAGUCCUUCGUAAACCAUAUGUUGCAACAGCGGGUGAGGGACUAUUCCCGAAGACAUGAACUUUCAUGCGGUAUACAUGAUCUCAUUGUCCAUGUAGUUGUUACGGUGCCACAGAAACCUUAGGAAGUUCCUAUGGUCUUCGCGUACAAUGAAGCAAUGAAACAUUUGCUCAAUGUCGGCAGUUAUUGCAACUGGCUCUCUUCUAAACCUCAUGAGUACACCUACAAGGUUGUUGGUUAGAUUCGGGCCUGUGAGUAGAACGUCGUUCAGGGAUACGCCUUGAUGCUUGGCACUGGAGUCAAAUACUACCCUGAUUUGUUUGGGCUUGCGUGGAUGAUACACUCAGAAGAAAGGCAGGUACCAGCACUCAUCAUGACUUUGAAGUGGUGGCGCUGGUUCGGCGUGAUCAUUGUCGAAGAUCCUUUUCAUGAAAGCGAUGAAGUGAUCCUUCAUUUCAGGUCUGUUCUUUAGUGUUCGUUGAAGUGAGUUCAGUCUGGAUACAGCCUGUUCACGAUUGGUAGGGAGUUUGGCUCUUGCUGUUCGAAGAGGUAAUGGCGCAACCCAGCUGUUAGACUCAUCCUGGAAGAAUUCUUUGUCCAUUAUUUUGUUGAAUUCUUUGUCUUCAAUCGACAAGGCUAAUUUGUUGUCAUCAUUUGUAGUACUAAACACUGCGGCACCUAGGUUGUCAUAAGAAAGAAUAGAAGCAGUAUGCCGUACUUGGAUCAUGUCAAGAGGUUUUUCCUUUUCUUCAUAAUGGCGAGGGCAUCGUCUGAAGUGGGAGGCACAUCCAUUCCCCAGUAUGUAAGUUUUAAAGGAGCGGAUCUCGGAUGACGUAUGCUUCCUGUCUAUGCAUACAUCGCCCACUAUUACCCAGCCUAGGUCAAGUCUUUGUGCAUAAGGGGCGUCGUCAGGUCCAUUACACUGGUCGCGCACUUUAUGUACUCUGAGGAUGUCUCUUCCUAGGAGAACCAAAAUUUCAGCAUUCAUGUCCAUUGCAGGAAUCUCAUCAACAAGGUGCCUUAAGUGAAGAUGGUGAUAUGUGGCUUCUGGAGUGGGAAUCUCUUGCCUUUCAUCUGGUAUCUGGUCACACUCAACUAAUGUUGGUAGGGGUAUACCCUGUCCCCCUUUGAUGUGAGAAACCAUGAACCCAUCCACUCUUCUGCCAAAGGCCUCUACACGACCAGAACAGGUUCUAAGAGUAUACGGUGUGGGAUGACCCUCUAUGCCAAAGAUCUCAAAGAAUUUAGGCUUAACCAGGGAUCUAUUGCUCUGUUCAUCUAUUAUGGCAUACAUCUUAGUAGCUUUCUCAGGGUGGUCCUUUGGGUAUAUCCUGACUAGGCAUACCUUGGCGCAGCAUUUGUGAUCCAAGCCUUCUCCACAGACUUCUGUGCACGAAGAGAGAACGUUAUUCUUGGCUGGAGCAUGACUUUGUUGCUCCCCACCAUAACUUGAGGCAGGUGAGGAGGUAGGUGGCUGCUGUAACUUGUCUGGAAGUGGAGUAGGAUGCAUGGCUGUAACAUGUUUGUCGCUGCCGCAUUCUGUGCACUUGAUGAGGGCUUCACAGUCUUUAGCAAGGUGGCUAUAAGAGGCACAGCACUUGAAGCAUAUUCCAAGUUUCUGGAGAAUCUCCCUGCGCUCUUGUAGGGUCUUUGCCCUAAGUCCACGACAUUUCUUAAGAGGGCGAGGCUUCUUGUGAAUAGGACACUGGCGAUUAGGGUCUUUAUCUUUGUCGACCACGCACUCAUCACUAGGUGAGGUGGCGGAGGGUGAGAUGUCUGUCCUCUUGACAGAUAUUGCUUUAUUGAAGUCUCUACGUUUAGGUGCUGUGUUAUCAUACCUUGAUGAUGAUGAGGAUGAAGCAGGCAUGUUGGGUUCACUGAAGCUGAAGCUGGGGUCAUUUCUCAUCCAAGCUUGAUCACUAAUGAACCUGCAAAAGUAUGAGAAUGGAGGAAAAGAUACAUUAUAGUCUUUUUUUAUACUUUGAUCCUUGUUGUGCCCAUUUCUCUUGUAGGCUGUAUGGCAGUUUAGACACCACUGGGUUGACACCAUGAGCAGUGUCCAAGAAGCUUAGUCCAGGUAGACGGGGAUCUCUCUUUGCCAACUCCAACUCCAUGAGGAGGUCACUUAGAUCUUGCAGCUUGCAAUGGUCUUUGUUUGAUAUUUUUGGAAAGUUUUGCAGUCUCUUGAAUAGAUCACUUUCUAUGGCUUCAGAGCUACCAUAAGUUUGCUCAAGUCUUGCCCAUGCAGCAGAAAGACCUGCAUCUGGGUGGUCAACAUGCACUGUUCUCAGUCUUUUAACACGAUCGGAAGAUUCUGGUCCCAACCAUUUUAUGAUCAAAUCAAGUUCUUCCCUAGCAGUAAGGUUGAGAUCAGCAAUAGCAGCCUUGAAUGUUGCUCUCCAGGCCCUGUAGCUCUCUGCACUAUCGUCAAACCUUGAGAGACUUGUGUUAAUGAGCUCACGGCGCACCAUAUAUCUGGCGAAGUCAUUCAAAUCUGAUUUCUCACUCCUUGGUACCAAAGUAACUUGUGGAACCCAUUGGUUGUGAAAGUUCUCUGGUGAUGUAAGGUGAGGUUCGCCAGGGUAGAAUGAUGUAGCAUGAGUGUUUAACUUUGGCUUAGUCUCUAAGGCUUGUGCUGGCGGUGGCUUCAGAUGCAGCUUGUCACCGAAAGUCACAUUGUUGUUUGCAGGAGAAGAUGUGGUUGGCUGCAUAGAUUUACCUGUAUUGUAGACUUGAAGAGGCUCAGGCAUAUUGUGUUGGGAGGUCUCCGUGUUGAGAGUCAGAACAGUGUUGUUUGUAGGAAGUACAGGAGAUGACUCUGUAUCCUUGCGAAUGUUAUGCUUUAGUAUAUAUUCGCUGGUGCGUUCAACUGGAUCUUCCAGUUCUGCUGGGAUAAGACAGUCCAGAUUAGUGCUUUGUCUCAUUGCUUGUUCGAGGACUUUUAGCCUUGCCAGGGAAGCUGCUUUCUCACCUUCCAUUUGCAGAAUCUUUAUUUGUGCUUCUGCCAGGGAAGCUGCUUUCUCACCUUCCAUUUGCAGAAUCUUUAUUUGUGCUUCUGCCAGGGAAGCUGCUUUCUCACCUUCCAUUUGCAGAAUCUUUAUUUGUGCUUCUUCCUCUGCUUGCUUUCUGACAAAAGAGCUUUGCACCUUUUUUGCUUCAGCAUCAGCGCGGGCCUCAAUAAGCUUAUCAUUUAAUAUUGAAUUUCUGGAGCGAGAGGAUCGAGAAGAGGGUGCGGUGCGCUUGGUUGAGGUGGAUCUGUGAGAUCUGGUCUCCAGUAGAUGAGCUAUGCGGAGUUCUGCCUUAAGCUUAGCAUUUUGCACUUCAAGAUCCCUUUGUCGGUUUAGUGCAUUGGUCCUGGUCAGUUCUGCUGAAGAAUCCUCUAUAUUAAAGUCCUGCAAGAAGGCUGAGUAUUUUACAGACAACCGCUUAUAGCGUUCAUAUGCGGCACAUAGGCGAUUUACAGAGUCUCUUAAUUCAGCCGGUUGAUCAGUGAAAUUUGCCAAAACUGACAUGCAGUGUGAGGUUCUGUCCCAGAGGUCUGACAGAUUACUGGAGAACUCAUCUCUAGUUGCUUCAUAGUUUUCUCUGAGUUUCUGUGUUGGUUUUAUUAUACGUUUGGCUUUUACACUUUGUUCUGUAAUAUCUGCUAGAUCUGUUCCCUGUGCACCUUCUGGUUCAGAGGCAUGAUGUAUCUGUAUUGUUUCUGCCAUAAAAGAGUGUUCAGAGCGUUGGCUAGACAUUUUAUAUUGUUUUGCAGAAAAUGGUACUGUCUCUUUAAGAAACCACACAGCAGCUUAGACGGGUAACACAGUUCAGUGUAGAGAAACAGCUUCAAUGUUCACAUGAAGUGCAGUUAGAAUGCAGUAAGAACAGAUCAUAUGCAGUGCAGUGAGCUUCAGCCACCAUGCGCUUCACAAGAUGGGGAUGGGACUGAGCUAGAUUGUAAAUGAUGCUCUCACAUAUACACAGCAGCUGCAGGAAUUCUAUGCAUCUUUUGACUAUUCUGACUCGGAUUGUUGUGAUAGUGAUCUAACCCCUUGUGAGACCUCUGUGCCUGGCCUGUAUAAGCAGGUACGGUCACUGCGGACAAUCCUCCUCAGAUAGCUGAACUCACCAAUACUGGUUUCAUUCAAAAGCUGGUUUAUUCUGAACAUCACACAACAGGAAUACAGCAGAAUGAAUGGAUUUCAGUAUUAUGCGGUCAAAAGAUGAUGCUUUCCUUAGCUUAGCAUGUGGGAUACAAGAGUCCCAGUUACAUGAGGCAAAUGCAAGCAGCCAUGACACAGGAAGUACAGCAAGAACAAUGGCGGAGUUUACAUACAAGGAAAAGAUGUAUGAUGCUCACAGGAGGGACAAGGGCAUUACCAAAAAGGGCCAAAAGGAGGCAGCAAAAAUACAAGGUAAAUAAAUCACAGAAUAUGCUAUGUAAAUUGCAUCUACAAUAAUGAGAAUAUUAACUGUGUAACAGCACACUAGGGAAAAUGCAUAAGAUAAGUAGUCCAAACUUUGUAUUGUGUCUUAAAAAAAGAUAUGGAUCAGAAAUGAAGAAAAGAACAGAUUAUGGAAGGGGAAGAGAAGGGGAAACCCUACUAGAAAGGGUAGUUUGAGGCAUCUGAGCUGAUUACGGUUUCUUUCCUUCUUCAGGCCUUGUCCACACUAGAUUCUAUCACACUGAUGUACCCUUUCUUCUAUCGCCCAAUGUUUGAAGUCACAGAGGACGGCUGGAACUCCUACCUUCCAGAACAAGAAUUUGAACUUCUUAGUUCAGAGGUAAGAAUUGCUAAUAUGUUUUAUUUAUAGUCAUAAAACCUCAAUGCUGAUGCAAUAGCAAAUGCUUUCUGUGGGUGUACAAAUUCAGAUUUAAUUAUUUGGGCCAACUCAGUCAUUUGGUAUCAGUAGUUCUCUUUGCAUCUUAACCCCUUAAGGACACGUGACAUGUCAUGAUUCUCUUUUAUUCCAGAAGUUUGGUCCUUAAGGGGUUAAACUGGUUCAGACAAACUAAAAAAAAAAAAAUGCAAGUUGCAUAAUUUUUUUACAGUAAACGUUGUACAAGCUUACAUCAGUGGUGGGAAAGACUGACAGAGUGAAACAAGACAUACCCUCCCCGCCUUGCCACACACAGUUGUAAAUUCCUUUUAAGUAACUGUUUUAUCUCUCUUCCUUAGAACCAAACCCAAAUCCAUCCCUGCAACAAGUAGGCCAUUUAAUUUCACUUGGUUCUGACCACCCUGGUUCCUUCUAACUAUAUAGCAUGCACCUCCAGCUGUUUGGAACCACAGUCACUCACCUCCUCAUUAACUUCAUGUGUUACCAGCUGCUGCAGUUACACCAUUAAUUAUCUCUGCCAUCACAUACACAUUCCUCUGCUUCCUCUUGUCUCAUCUCUCCAUUUUAACAUUUAGAUUGUAAGCUUACGGGCAGGGUCCUCUUGUAUUGGUCUGUUCAUAUAGUGUUUAUAUUUUUCCCAAUUUUACAGCGCUGCGUAAUAUGUUGGCGCUUUAUAAAUGCCAGUAAUACAUAUCUAGCUCCUAAUUUAGUAGCAAAGACUGAAAUUCUGAACUUUCCAAUCUACUAGCCCCCUUUCUUGAAUUCUACUUUUCACAAAGUUCUGAUUACUUAGACUUUGCGAGGGAGGUGUGUGGCAGGCUAGCGUGGCUAGAGAAUGCAUUCAUAAAAUAAAUAAAUGUGGCCAUCUGUGCAUUGUAGAGACUAAUACAAAUUUAUAUAAUGUACAUCAGUACUUAUUAACUAUAUCGUCAGUUAUUUCAGAUAAAUUCCUGCUUCUUUCUAAAAUUGCUUGUUCGUGACUCUGCCAGUUUUUUACCCUUCAUAUUUUAUUAUUUUCAUGACAUUUUCAUGUAUUUAUUGCCAGCUGAUUAAAAUAAUUGUAUUAGUUUUAUACAUAUGGGGCUACAUUUUACAGUUAUAGAAAGGGGAUAUUUGACCAUUAAUUGACACAUAAAAAUUAACAGAGACAAGUGGUAAAGAAGGUCCUGUUCAAACGAGCUUACAAUCUCUGAGUACGGGAUAAAGACAUACAAGAGAAAUACCAGCAUGUCAGAGGGGAGGAGGGACUGAUGGAUGAGUUUUGUCUCAAAAUCGGCUAGUAAAAGUCAUGCGUGGAAAACCUUUUGUAGAAUAUGCAAAUUGCCUUUUGGAUAAUCUCGUGUGAGCAAAAAAAAAGGAAAAAUCUGUGAAACUCCUAAUGUAGUAGAUCCCAACAUCACCAGCUAAAAUACUACCAUCCCACCCCCGAGUGAUAUGUGGACAUGGCCACGUAGUGGUUUUUGUUUUCUUGUUUUUUGUUUUUAUUAAUACCCGUUCCCGGAAAAAUAUUUUUCCAUUAUUUUCAAUUCCAGCACAGCCAAGCUAUGUUGACAGUUGUCUUUUCAUCUUCCCAGGGAAUAGACUUCAAGGAUUUGAUAUAAUUUUUAUUAAAUAAAUAAUGGAAAACCUGCGUAAAUCACUUUUUAUUUGUUUUUUAUAUUUGAUGUGGGAAUGCUGCAAACUAUUUAUUUGCAUAACAAAAGGAUAUUUGUCCUGUCUGAAUCCAGAUGUUCACUCCCUGUCUCAGGACACAAUUGUCAUACAUAUUUUUAAAGAAAACAAUAUGAUGACAUUUAUAAACGAUGGACAGAAAAAUAUUCUGAUAGGAUUUGAAAUCUGAGGAACUUGCAGUCCUCCUUAGUGACUAGUAAAAUGAAUUUAUUGAGUGCUCGCUGACACAGGAGAGUGGAAUUAGUGAGAUGAAUCAGCCUGGCUAUUGUGGACGGAUGAAGUCUUUAGCGGGGCUGAAAGCCAGUGAGAGGACAAACCUCUAAUGAAAUGCAUCAGCAAAUCAUGACAUGAGGCUUCCUGGAGGAUGCUGAAGGUCACUGUGAGCAGGACAUAAUUUAACCCUGUACAUUCAAUAUACCAAAUCGUUGUCCCUAAAGGGUCAUGAACUUCCUGAUGUUUUGCAUUUUUUUUUUUUUUUAAAUUAAAAAAACAUUAAGGGUCAUUGUAAGCAUCAAAAUCACUUUGUAUCACUGGUGGUUAACCCCUUAAGGACCAAACUUCUGGAAUAAAGGGGAAUCUUGACAUGUCAUACAUGUCGUGCGUCCUUAAGGGGUUAAAGGAACACUAUAGGGCAAGCAUGUCAAACUCAAAGGCUAGCAUAGGCCAAAUAAACCAGGUUUAAGUUUAUGUGGGACGCAAAAAAAUAUUAAAAAAACUUAAAGUAGAGUAAAAAACAAGCAGACUCCACUCACAUUGCCGCUGCCAGUAUGUGACUCUGUUGUCCAUCCUCUGGUAUACCCCUAGAGGCGCUGUCCGCACCCUGUGCCAAAGCGGAUCCUCCCACUACUCGUUGAAACCCUGUGAAGGUGGAGCACGUUGAUGUCCUGUCUGAAUGUGAUGUGGCGUUGCAUGCCUCCGUGCACCUCCCGAUCCUCCACUGCCCAGCGGCAGCCAUCGCAACACAGACAGACACACACACACACACGGUAGCAGUGAGGAGCAGAACAGACUGAGCUCCCUCACCCGCGCCAGCGUCCUCUCAUCCCAGGCCGGAUCAAUUUUAGCAGAGUAGGCACCUGCAAUGUGGGGCAAGCACUUGCCUUAACAUGUCAAGCUCGCGGCUCGCUGGGCAGGUUUGACAUGCUUGCUAUAGGGUCAUGAACACAAACUUGUAUUCCUGACCCUUUAGUGUUAAAACCACUAUCUAGCCCCCCUGGUCUCCCCAUGACUCCCUAAAUAUAGUAAAAUCUUACUUGUGUUCAAGUCUGAAGCUGCUGGUUCUGCCCCUGAACUGCCUCUGUCUUCUGACAUCAGAAGUGGCGGUCUGAGCCAAUCACAAUGCUUCCCCAUAGUAUUGUCCUAGACCGUUAAUGAGGCAGAUCAAAGGCAGAGCCAGCACAAGUCAAACACUGCCCUGGCCAAUCAGCAUCUCCUCAGAGAUUAAUUGAAUCUAUGCAUCUCUAUGAGGAAAGUUCAGUGUCUGCAGCACUGCCCAAGGAAGCACCUCUAGCAGCCAUCUGAAUGGCCAGUGGAGUUAUCACUAGGCUGUUAUGUAAACACUAAAUUUUCUCUGAAAAGACGGUGUUUACAGCAAAAGUCCUGAAGGGAAUGAUUCUACUCACCAGAACAAAUCCAAUAAGCUGUAGUUGUUCUGGUUACUACAGUGUACCUGUAAGGUGCAUGGAUCCUGUACAUGCAUGCUUGCUUUUUAAAGCUCAGUUAUUUUCUCGGACAAUUAAAUAUAAAUAUUUUAUUUAUUUAUUUUUUGCAUUAUUUGAAUGCAUUAUCUGUGAAUUUCAUUUAAGAAAGGGUAGCAUUUUGAACUGAAUGUUUUAUAGUUUGAGCGAUAUAUUAUGAUUUACUGUAGUAUGAAGAGUCAUAUCGGUAAAAAUACUUGUAUGUUUUGUUUUUUUUCAGACAGAUGAGUGGAGACUCAGUCACGUGAAUCAAGAUUUCUUAGUCUGCCCGUCUUACCCCUCAGUUGUAGUGGUUCCAAAGUCAAUCGAUGAUGAGUCCCUUAGGAAGGUGUCCCAGUUUCGUCAAGGGGGACGAUUUCCAGUCCUUAGUUACUUUCAUCGGAAGAAUGGCAUGGUAAGUAGCAUUUUACCCCGAAUAUAACAUUACAUUAAACAUUUAAUGGGGCCUUUCCAGGACUUGACAUGAUCCACAACUGCUGGAUAAAUAAGUUAAAAGCGCUGCACGAACGCCUAGCAGCACAAAUGAACCAGCUUCUAGCAACAGGCUCCCACCCUGACUGGCUAACACAAGGCAGAACAAUACUGGUCAUGGAGGACCCUCACAAGGGAACCACACCAUCCAACUACCGACCAAUAACCUGCCUCCCCACAACAUGGAAACUCAUGCAAGAUGUUAGCAGUAACCGCAUACACUGUUAGACACAACCAAGUUUCUGAGAUUGUGUACUGAAACAUCUGCACAGAACAUGGAUUGGACCUACUUAAGUCCAGAUGGGAGAUACCACAAAGGGUAGUUGAAAAUGACUGUCUGGAUCUUGAAGUCCCACAGGAUCGUAGCCCAGUCAGACAAGCAAGUGCUGGCCAACCAACCAGAUAUCGUGGUGGUAGACAAGGAACGGAAGACUGCAGUCGUGUUGGAUGUGGCAAUACCCAGUGACUAACAUCAGGAAGAAGGAACAUGAGAAGGUGGACAAAUACCAAGGAUUGAAAGAAGAACUAGAAAGGAUGUUGAAGGUGAAGGCAGUAGUAGUCCCAGUUGUGAUAGGAGCACUCGGGGCUGUGACUCCCAAGUUGGGGGAGUGGCUUCAACAGAUUCCAGAAGAGUGCAGAAACCUCAAACUCCCAGACCUCUGGUAGAGAACCCGAGAAUGAUAUAUAUCACACACAAUGUUAUAUAUGAGUGGAGACUCAGUCGUGUGAAUCAAAAUUUCUCAGUCUGCCCAUCUUACCACUCAGUUGUUGUUGUUCUUGGAUCAAUGAAGUCCUUUUAUCAUCACAUUGAUUCACAGAUAGCAUCUUCUUUUAGAACGUGCUUUUCAGUACAAAUUGACAUAAACCUUUUAUGAAUAUCACCGGAAGAUGUUUCAAUAAAAUGGACAAAAAGGGGUUGCACGCAUUGUCUCAUUCUUAUCUGCUACUGUUCUGCAUACUGAGAAAAUGCCAUGGCAUCCUUUAUCUGUUUCUUGUUCUCAGAUUUAUUAUCCUUAUUAAUACACAUUUAUACAUGCUUUGAAGCACCAGGAUGAGAGGGGGCAAUGAAUCCGAAUGUUUAAUCGGAGCUUUACAAACACAAAAGGCACUCACGGAAGCUGCCCGAGAUACUAUUAAAAUGAUCAAUUUCUAUAAUUUAACCACUUAAGGACCACAUUACAGUCUAUGCGUCAUGCAGGACGGGGUUUUAAUGUUAUUGUUUGGAAGGAUGUGUUACCUGAAACAUUUCCAUAGUGUUCUAUAGACUGAAGCUGUCAUUGGAUGUUAUUUAUUUAUUCCUUUUCAGUAUUUUAUGUUACGCUUUAUAGUGAGUUUCCACCAAAUCCUGAAGAGGUGGUUUUAUCAGAGUCCAUACAGAUGUUUAUAUUUCAAUUGGAUAAAUACUUACAAAAACAUAACAUACAGGGAUAUAAUUUCUAAUAAGUGGGGUAAUAGCUGCUUGAUCCAAGGAGACUUCUGACUGCCAUUCUGGGGUCAAGAAGGAAUUGUUUCCUAGUUUGUUGCAAAAUUGCUUCAGACUAGGUUUUUUGCCCUCUUUUGGAUCAACAGCAAAAACAAAUGUGAGGAAGGCUGAACUUGAUGGACGCAAGUCUCUUUUCAGCGGAGUACCAAAACCACUAUAUCUUAAUGUGUUGUCUUUUCUCUGGCAAUGUAGAACACGGCUGUUUCUGACAAGUGUCAAUGCUUACAAUUGACAGCAAAUACAUUGCUAGAAGUGCUUCCUCAAGAUUUUUUUUAUUUUUAAACGUCCGAAUAUGGCUAAUACUUCUAGCGAAGCUUUGGAUUGCAGGAAAUAUGCCAUAUAUCUGCAGUGCUUUGUAUUUAUUUUAAACAAAGUCUGGGCCUAUAAUCUAAAAAUAGAAAGGAGCAUACCUAAUUUAAAGCGAAAUUACAAACAGCCUCGUUUUUUUUUUUUUUAUAUAUAGAUAUAAUUCUUUAUUUGUGCCCAGCUCACAAACCCAAGAGGGCUUGCAUGAAUAAAACAGAAGAGAAAUAUUAGAUAGGAUACAUAACGGCAAGGUUAACCCCUUAAGGACCAAACUUCUGUAAUAAAAGGGUAAUCCUGACAUGUCACACAGGGGUUAAACAGGUAUACAUUUUCUCAGAGUGACCUAGUUGGGAGCUGGGGUUUUUAUUUUUUAAGAUAUAUCUAAGGGCUUAUCCGAAUAUGUCUCCUCGAGACCUGUCCUAGGUGGGCUUACAGAGAGGUCGUGGGUGAUAUCAUGCCCAUCAGGUCUGCUGUGUGGGCCUAGGCUAUCCCCGGCCAGAACAUGUAAUGAAAACAAACAAACUAGAAGUAAACAAUCUGAGUAUGUACAAUUGUUAUAAUUGUGAUGGCUGCGCCUUUUAGUUCUAUCUACCUGCCAGCUCUUUACUAACCCUGUAUAUCUGGGAUAUAGCUCUUUACUAACCCUGUAUAUCUGGGAUACAGCUCUUUACUAACCCUGUAUAUCUGGGAUAUAGCUAUUUACUAACCCAGUAUAUCUGGGAUACAGCUCUUUACUAACCCUGUAUAUCUGGGAUACAGCUCUUUACUAACCCUGUAUAUCUGGGAUAUAGCUCUUUACUAACCCUGUAUAUCUGGGAUAUAGCUCUUUACUAACCCUGUAUAUCUGGGAUACAGCUCUUUACUAACCCUGUAUAUCUGGGAUACAGCCUUUUACUAACCCUGCAUAUCUGGGAUACAGCUAUUUACUAACCCUGUAUAUCUGGGAUACAGCUAUUUACUAACCCUGUAUAUCUGGGAUAUAGCUCUUUACUAACCCUGUAUAUCUGGGAUAUAGCUCUUUACUAACCCUGUAUAUCUGGGAUAUAGCUCUUUACUAACCCUGUAUAUCUGGCAUAUAGCUCUGCUCUUUACUAACCCUGUAUAUCUGGGAUACAGCUCUUUACUAACUCUGUAUAUUUGGGAUAUAGCUCUUUACUAUCCCUGUAUAUCUGGGAUACAGCUAUUUACUAACCCUGUAUAUCUGAGAUAUAGCUCUUUACUAACCCUGUAUAUCUGGGAUAUAGCCCUUUACUAACCCUGUAUAUCUGGGAUACGGCUCUUUACUAACCCUGUAUAUCUGGGAUACGGCUCUUUACUAACCCUGUAUAUCUGGGAUAUAGCUAUUUACUAACCCUGUAUUUCUGGGAUAUAGCUCUUUACUAACCCUGUAUAUCUGGCAUGUAGCUCAUUACUAACCCUGUACAUCUGGGAUACAGCUGUACUUAUUACCAGCCAUUUGGAUAUAACUAAGAUCAGGCAGAUUUUCAGCAUGUGUGAUGAAUCCAAAUUCCUUUCAAUCAUUGUGUAGCAGUCUAUUUUGUAAUGAUGGUAACUUUGAAGUUGCAUUUCAAACAGCAGCUAGUUUAAAGGAUUAUUUGCGAUCUGUCUCAGUGCAGAGAUGCCCCAGAAUGCUGCAUGUUGCAGGAUUUGUUCUGUUCAUACAAAUUUCUCCUUGUGUGGAUCGCACAUCCUCCAAACACAGCGAGUUCCAUCCCCAGCCACUGUCGUGGUGCACUCAUUUUCGAAAUAUAUGUGAUGGUAGGAGCUUUUGUAGGUAAAUGAAUGCACCUCAUUAAUAUCACAGCUUCACCCGGUGCGGCCGUUUGUUUUAUCGGUGACAGGUUGAGCUGUGGCGCUCUCCGCAGCAUCUGUCGGAGAGCUUUAUUGUGUGUCACUAGCUAAUUGAUUGAGGUCCCACUCUCCAAGCGCUGAGAGUCAGUUCAUCAAUCACCGCUCUGUAUUCCUGUACAUUACAGUCCCUCCCCACACAGAGCCAAAGCCAUUUUAUGUCUGAUCGAAUUUCCUGCAAUCUUACUGGGCCUCUUAUUGUGAACUGGCUGAUAACGUGAUACAAUGCAAUUAUGUUAUUAAAGGUUUGAUAAUUAUCUUUCCUUCCCUUCUAUAUAUCAAUAUAGCUAUUUCUCCUCCAUUCUGCUCCUUGCACUGUCUUUUUUUUAUUCGAUUCCUCUAUUUAGCUUCCCUUUUCCUCGUUGUCCUUGAAAUGUUGAUUUAUGCAUGGCCUGUUCCACUUAAAACAAAUAAUAAAAUGUGAUCUAUACAAUGCGCAAGCAAAAUAAUUAGCAUAUAUGUAGAUUAAAUGUGUACUCCACUUAUAUUUGCAUAUUAUUGUGUGCUGCAUGUAUAAUUUCACAUACCUUUAGUAUAGUAUAUUAUAAAGCAUACAGAUAACUUGCUAAGGAUUCUGGGAUAAAGUACUCCGUAUUAUGGGAAACUACAUGUAUAUCCAUUUCCUUGUAUCAAUAAUAGAUAAUGAGCUGUAAUCCUGAACUAGAAAAUAGAUACGUAAUUUUACAUUUAAUAGGCACCUGGCUAUUAAGAGUUAUAAAAUGUAUUUUAUUGCUGCACUGAUGUUUUGGCAUUGCCGGUAUAAUUUAAAAUCCGAAAUUUUACAGUAUUUGUAAUCAAAUCUCAUUUCCUACAAGUACAGCACAAACUGUGAAAAAUAUAAAAUGAAUGUGUGGGUUAUUUUUCCUUUUCACCAGCAUGUCUUUAAUAUGUUUCGAUUGAUCAACAAUAAAUAAUCCGUAAUGAAGUCGCUACGAAGUUAACUGGGUCUUCUUUUACUUGCAGGUAAUUAUGCGUAGUAGCCAACCUCUUACCGGGACAAACGGCAGGCGGUGCAAGGAAGAUGAAAAGCUGAUUAAUGCAACUUUGAGACCUGGGAAGAGGGGAUACAUCAUAGAUACUCGCUCCUUGAAUGCGGCUCAACAGGCCAGAGCAAGGGGCGGUGGGUUUGAACAGGAAGCAUACUAUCCGCAAUGGAGACGGAUUCACAAGUCCAUUGAGCGGUAUGACGCCUACAUAUAUGCAACACCAUAUUAAUAAGUGAAGUUCUAGGUAUUUAACUCCAAUCUACUUUAGAAUGGGUAGACUCACGGGCUGAAUGGGUGGAUUUUCAGGGCUCCAGACCAAAUAUCCAGGUGAAUGAGCUGAUUCUCAGAACUGUCUCCGUGUAACUGGAUGAAUGUGAUGGUUUUUAGGCUCGAUGUCUAUAUUCUCUGAGUGAAUGAAACCGUACAAUGGAGAACUUCUCGGACCUCAUGGGCAGGUUUGCUGGAUGAAAUGGUAGAUGAUUUUCAAGGUCUCAGAUAUAUAAUGGCAGACUAUAUGGACCUUGGUUAUAAUGGGCAAUAGACUGGAUUAUCUGGGUUUCGGUAAAUGGGUAGACUCACGGUAUGAACACUAAACUUUUGAGGAGCUGAGACACAUUAGCUGUCACUCUAUUUUUGCUAGAUUGUCCAAGAAGCAUGUUCGUAUCUGUUUUUCAAUAUGUCCAUCUAUGAUCAUAACCUCACACAUUAAAAACUGAUGGACCUUAGAUUAUUUUCAAGCAAAGUCUUAUCAUUGAUGACAAAUAUCAUAUGUUUAUUAAUUUUGUCUUCGGAGUCCCGCCACAUCAUUUACACAUUACUAGCAAAGGCUAUUCUGAAUUGAAACAACCGUUAAUUGAGGUUCUCCCUAAAGAUGUGUUGUAAUUCCUCCUAAAAUUUCAAAUUAUUUUCAAGGUCAUACUAUCAGUGCCUCAAUGACUACAGGAUAGCCAGCUUCUCUCUCCAGAAAACCCCAGUGUUAUUGUUUGAAUCUGUAUAAGGAGAUGAUCUGUUCACAGUAGACAAUCUAGCACCAUAUUUCCAGUGGAUUUAUUUUUCCAUUUUUAUGGAUGUCUUUUUAGUUUUACUACGGAUAAUUUUAUGAUGAUGUGACUUUGUGCUGUAGCAUAGUACAGGGACGGUGAAAAUGUACACCUCCAGGUAUCUUAUAACUGCGACUCCCUUAUGGCUGGCAUUGUGUCAUGGCAGUUGAAGAUCCACAUCUGGAAGAGAUUUUUUUUUUUCCCCUAUUCCUGCUGUUUUUCCCCACUAUGUUAAAGGGACACUUUAAGCACCAACACUACUUAAAGUGUUUUUGGUGCAUAUACCCAGUGUUUGUUUUCUCUGGCAAUGUAAAACUGUUACUUUUUCAGAAAAAACUGCAAAGUAUACAUUUGCCAGGUAACACACUCUUCUAGUAGAUGGAUGCUAAGGUCAUUUCCUCAUGACGACUUUCAAAAAUCGAAGGUCUUCAUGUUCACGCUGUUAAUCUUUCUCUACAAGAAGCGUUCAACUGGUGCAGCAUGGUGAUUGGGUUCAUGCAAUCGCAUGUCUCCAUAAUGCUUCUCAAUGAGGAGCAAGUUAAUCACAACUGAUGAUCUCAGGAUUACUUUUUUUUAUUUUAUUUUUUCAGUAUGUUACGAUGGGGAGGGCCAUAAAUCAAAAACUAACAAUUUUAACUAAACUCUAAUUUCCAAGAAAGAAAAAACUGAAACCAUUCAAUGUGUGUGUCGUCAUCUCAGAUAUAACAUUCUACAGGAGAGCCUGAUUAAGCUCGUAGAGGCUAGUAACGACCAGUCCAACAACAUGGAUCGCUGGCUCAGCAAGCUGGAGGCCUCCAACUGGUUGACUCAUAUCAAGGAGAUAUUGACAACUGCUUGCCUUGCUGCCCAGUGCAUAGACAGGUAAGGAUGGUCUGUGCCCAUUUAAUUGGCCUCGGAGACUAUAAAUGGCCUGUGGUUUAAUAGAAACAUAACAUAGCGUAAAUGUGACUUUUUCUUUUAUUUUUCUUCCUUCCAAAAAGGUUUAAUAUCACGUUUUUUUUAAAAGUGCCAUAUUUAUGGUGUUUACAGUAUGAAGGCUUGAACAGAGUGCAAACUUUGCUCCCUUGUGAAAGCACUGUGUUAGCUGGGCAGACAGACAUGAAGGCUGUGAUAGGACUGUGUUAGUUGGGCAAACUGAGAAAUGGAGGUUGUGAAAGAAUUGUUAGUUGGGCGGACGGAGAAUUGGAGGCUGUGAUUGGACUGUGUUAGUUGGGCAAACAGAUGGACGCUGUGAUAGGACUGUUAGUUGGGCAGACAGAGAGGUGGAGGUUGUGAAAGCACAGUGUUAGUGGGGCAUACGGAGAGAUGUAAGCUGUAAGAGCACUGUGUUGGGCAGACGGAGAGAUGGAGGCUGUGUUAGCUGGGCAGACGGAGUUAUGGAGAAUAUGAAAGGACUGUGUUAGUUGGGCGGACGGAAAGAUGGAGGCUGUGAUAGGACUAAUAUUUGGGCAGAUGGAGAGAGAGAGAGGCUGUGAAAGCACUGCGUUAGUUGGGCAGACGGAGAUGGAGGCUGUGAAAGCACUGUGUUGGGCAGACUGAGAGAUGGCGGCUAUGAAAGCACUGUGUUAGCUGGGCAGAUUGAGAGAUGGAGGCUGUGAAAGCACUGUGUUGGGCAGACUGAGAGAUGGCGGCUAUGAAAGCACUGUGUUAGCUGGGCAGACGGAGAGAUGGAGGCUGUGAAAGCAUUGUGUUAGCUGGGCAGACGGAGAUGGAGGCUGUGAAAGCACUGUGUUAGCUGGGCAGACGGAGAUGGAGGCUGUGAAAGCACUGCGUUAGUUGGGCAGACUGAGAGAUGGAGGCUGUGAAAGCACUGUAUUUUUGGGGAAGAAACGGAGGCUGUGUUUUAGCAUUGGCACAGUCAUUUCUUAGGUGGCAGCAUUUACUGAAAACUUCCAGGAAUAUUAACAGUCAAGGCAGAGUUAUUGGCCAUAAAAUGUGUGUGGAUGAUAAAAAUGAUAAAACCUAUUUUCAGGUUCAUUGUCAGAUUCUUCACAUUGUGCAGAGGCAUAGAUUCAAUGUAUACUCUUCUGAAGAUCUUUUUCUGCCUCCUGUAACAUGGCCAUGUUGGUAUAUAUAAGCAGGUGGACAUUCAUUAUUUGUAGCAGCCAUUUAUUUUCUGUUUUUGAAGAGCUCACUUUAAAGUGAUUUCAUGUAAUUUUUGAUUUAAAACUCUAGGGGUUUCUUCCAUUAUCUUGAUGCCUUUAGAUUUGUUUGUGGCAGUCCCUGUGACUCUCACUGCAUUAUUUCACUAAAACAACAUCCUGUAUGUAGAAAUCAUGUAUUCAGUGUAACCUGUACAUCUAAUGGAAUGUUAAUUUCUCUCCCCAUUUUGAAAGAUAAAGAAUAAUUCAUUAGAUUGUAAGACCUGUUCUCAUAAUUCCCCAUAACGGCACAUUUUAAAGCAUUGUUUUGCCUUUACCUUUGAUUACAAGACAAUAUUAUUUUAACUAAACAUUGAAUUGUGCUGAAUUUCAAAAUGCAAAAGCCACUCGAAAAUAGCCGAUCAGUGUUUGUAGCUGAACUAGAUUUUUUUUGUUUGUUUUUACAGACUAGCUUUUUUUAUUAUAAAGAAAGUAGUCUAGAUAGACACCAUAAGCACUAGAUUAGGUCGGUAUAAUUUCCCUUCUGAAAGAUACCGACCUAUGUCAAAACAUGGCCAUUGAUGGUAUUCAUGGUUCAUUAAAAACUUCGUGUGAAUUUAUGGGGAUUUCUACUCCCAUCCCUUUAAAUGGGUGACUGAAAUUCAGAGACACCGUGUAGACGUCUCUCUCAUCCCACCUGAUCCUUUUGAGUUCCUGAUAUUUCUGUUGCUUUGAUAUGACAGGGUAGUCAUUUUCAUAAAUCAUGUACUAACUCUCUGUCUAACUGUUAGGGAAGGGGCUUCUGUGUUGGUUCAUGGAUCAGAAGGCAUGGACUCCACUUUACAAGUGACAUCUCUCGCACAAAUCAUCUUGGACCCAAAGUGCCGGACUCUCAGAGGCUUCGAAUCUCUGGUAGAGAGAGAGUGGCUGCAGGUAAAUAGCUUUCAGAUGGGCUUGGUGGACACCACAUAAUUGCUGCAGAGGUAUUUGUUUGAAUUGUAGAGAAAUUCUAAAUCUGCCUGAAACAGAAAAUGCACAAGAAGCCAGUGACAGACUUUUCCUGUUAAUUUAUGUUGAAGGCAUUAUUUGAUUUAAUUAAGCAACUACUUCCCAUAAAUGUUUCACUAGGUAAGAUGUUAAGGAACUAUAAUGCCUUUUUUCAUCUAAUCAGGGCAUUCCUGAGAUGGGUUUCUUAGCUUCCAGCAUUUCAUUUGCUCAGAUAGGAAAUAAGUGAAUUAACUGAUGUUUUAGGGAAAAAUCUCAAAUGGCAUCAAUGGCAACUGGAGAACACGCUGCACCCGGCGGGAUACUUGAUAAGAGUGCAAGCGUUGCAAACGGACCCGGGUUAUGCCUACCAUUAUAACCACUAUAGCAAGCUGUAGUGGUUAUGGUGCUUGAAGUAAAGAUUAAAAAUUUAACAUGAAGUGCUUGCAGCUUUUGAGGCCUGAAUAAUUCCUUCAUAUGACAAAAUGUAAGCCAUCUAUUGUACGUUGAUCAUUUUUUAUUGGCCUCUAGAGUUUAUUAAAGUUUUAGUAGAACACUUGACUAUGUAUAUACCCUACCUUAGUCCAUUUAUUAAGCAGUAAACGAGGUGCAUGUUAACAUGGAAGAGAACUCAGCGAGAUUUCCAUUGCUUAGAUCAAAGACAUUUUCUUAGGGGGAAUAUCGGAAGAUAGUUCAAGCCAUGCAAUCUGUCUGAUUAAUAAUCAUUGUAUUGAUAAUUUAAGAUGACCUUUGUUCCUUGUUUGCCUGCAGGCUGGUCACCCAUUCCAGCAGCGUUGUGCUCAAUCUGCUUAUUCAAACAGCAAACAAAAGUGGGAGGCUCCAACAUUCCUCCUCUUCCUGGACUGUGUGUGGCAGAUUCUUCGUCAGUUUCCGUGUUCAUUCCAGUUUAAUGAGAGAUUCCUCAUCACACUAUUCGAGCAUGCCUAUGCUUCUCAGUUUGGCACCUUCCUGGGCAACAAUGCUCUAGAAAGGUUGGUGACCAUAACAUGUCUGUUUUUGUUAAUAAUUGUCUAACCUGCCUUAAAAUCGUAAGGGACUCCCACAUUGAGUCUGAAGAAAGCAACAUGUACUAAGGUACAUUUUAAUGGAGGUCCUGAAUAUAUGUGAUCCAAGUUAGUAAUGUUAUACACGUAUUACCAAUAAUACUGAUCACUAUCAAUGUUUUCUUAAAGGAACACUCUAAAAUAACAAUUAAUUUAAAUAUUGUCAUCUCAAGUCGCCGAACUAACAUAUAGAAUAUGCAAACGUGACAGGAAGAAGCUGUUCCAUGCAAAGAAAUUCACACAGUCCACACAGAAUACAUACAGGCUGCUUACAGCUGUGUCAGAAUUGGUAACAUCUGUCUGGCUGAGCAUUGUUUGAAAGGCAGCUCACAGUAGCUGGAAUUGUAGAUCUUUACCUGGUCUGAUUUCAGCAAUCUUUCCUGGCUUUCUCGCUGUGUGACUGUAGAAUAGUUAAUGUUCUAAGUAUAGGGGUUUAAUCUCAACUCAAAUGAAAGCUUAUCUGAAGGAUGUAAUCCAGUUAAUCUCAUACACUGUGGAGGAGUUGGGGGGGGGAAAAGGACAUUUGGGGAAAAAAGACAUUUGCUUGGUUUCCAUGGUGGUUGGUCUUUAUUUAGCACUCUGUCCAAUAAUAAUGCUUGUUUGAACCCUGAUAUAAUUGAAACAUCACAUUCCGCAAUGGGAAUCAACUAAACUGGAUGAUGUCAUGGCCAACACCAAACCCCGACCCCUGAGAAUGUUUGUUUGGCAUCUACGCUUGCAUACGAUAGACAUCUUUUAUAGUAGUUAACCUACAAAAUAAUGGUCACAUCAGAUCAUUUGCUUUCCAAUCCAAAUUUGUUUUCAGAUUACUGUAAAGACCUGUCUCAUAAUGUUCUAUUGUUUAUUGUAGUUAGAUAUGACUUUUUUUUUUGUUUUACUGUCUUUCAGAGCUAAAUUAAAGUUACAGCAGAAAACAAUGUCUCUGUGGUCCUGGGUGAACCAACCAACCGAGCUGAACAAAUUCCUGAAUCCGUUGUUUGAAGCAAAUGGGCUGGUGAUCUGGCCGUCUGUUGCCCCCCAAAGUCUCCAGCUGUGGGAAGGUAUUGUGCUAUUUAAUUAUUUUUUUUUUGCCUCUUAUCUUGGACAUUAGAAGGCAUCAUCUUAGUAAUGACAACAUUCCCUUCUCCACUUUUAGAGCUAAGCCCUUUCUGCAGUGAUUAUAAAAACGCUUUCCUGACUUCACAAACCUCCCUGUUUGUCCCAUCUGACUGGCGCUGUACUGCCGUUCAGUGCCUCUCUAAUGGUGUUUAACACAAUAGGGUCAGGAAUGCAUGUUUGUGUUCCUGACCCUAAAGUAUUUCUUUAAGACUAAGUGAUCAUUUUUCUAAACGGAAUCUCAUUGGUGUUUACACUGUCUUCAUAGAGAAGGUAUUUAGCACACAUUGCUUAUGUAUGCAAUUCACAAAUACCCAGGAAGAUUUCCAACAAUUAUUGGUAAUAGUCAUUAAUGUUAUCUCCCAUAUACCAUGUCAAUUAAAUGGUACAAAGAUCGUUUCAAUCAGUAAAACACAUGGUAAUAGUUCCUGUAGAAUGAACAAACACUAAGAACUAAAUGCAUCCCUCACUUAAUAUUUAAUAGAAUAUAAAUGUUUACAUUUACAGGAUUAUUUACCAAAGUCAGAAUUUAAAGUACAUUUCAAAUUUAAGAUAAAAAAAAAAAAACCCUGUCAGCUCUGCUCAGUUCGGCUACUUUGACCUUAACUAGGAAAUCUACUUCAUAUUCACUUUGAAUUCUCACUUUGGUAAGUAACCCUGUUAAUCUUCCAUGUCUUGAUGUGAUUGAAGACAUGACCAGACAGGUGAUAAGAUCUCUUGGCACACACUCCCUCUGUACCAGACAUUCAUUAAUAAAGCCAGCUUGCUGUUAGAGUCUUGUAUUCAGAUCAGUUCCUUAUGUUGUUCUGAUCCACCCUGUAAUUUGAAUUAGGCGUCAAGUUCUGUCGCCUCAUGUAUUGGGAAAUAGGGAGGACUUGUACUCAUUAUAGGAGUACAAAUGUGUGAAAUGAAUUGUCCAGCCGUGCACAGUCCUGUGAAUCGGAUCCAGUUUGUGGUUAUGUUAUAAAAUGCUUUGGUAUAACUGAGCUAGAAAGCUAGAUAGAGAUUAUUUAUUGUGUUUGCUUGUUUAUGUAUCAGGGAUUUCUAAACCUGUUAAAUGUGUGGCAUGAUUUACCAUUUUUCUUCACAUGGUCUUGCAAACGAAAUGAAAACUGAACAAAGUUUACAUGAAGGCUACACAUCAAAAAAAAUACAGCUUGAAAUCUUACAAGGUUACUAAAAGAAUCACCUGUCCAGUUACACCAUAUGGUCAUAUUGUGUUAAGCCCACCACUACGUCACAGGACCCCAAUAUUGAUAGGUCCUACAUUUAACAUGUGAGAUGGACAUGCUAACUGUGAUAUUUCCUUCUUAAACUGCUUCCAGAGACUCUCUUUAAAAUCCUGCUCUCCUAUGGACACCUAUAGUGGAGGGGUGGGAUUUUCAACCCAAAAGGAAUCUGGUAUAGAUUCCAAAUAUACACAGAAAAAAGGGAAAUUGAGGGCACACCUGGAACAUGCAUGCAGGGUGUAACCAAUCCCCAUAUUUGGUGGUUUUAAGUAACCAUGUAAGACUUAAAGCUUUAUUUAUUUUGUGUGUGCUAUUCUUUAAUCUGUAUUCUUUAUAUAGUUUGCUCUUUACAGUAGCACCACAGUUUAGAAAUGUAUGUCUUUCUCUCAGAUCAGUAUACAUGUAUGCAAGUAGACGCAAAAUAAAAUCAUAGGCCAGAACUAACUUACAGAAAAUGCACAAUACAUUAAAAAAAUAAGGAGUUUUGGUAGUGUUUGUGGCAAACUUUUUCUUUUUUUUUUCUUUUCUAAUAAAACAUAGUCCUAUACAGGAUAGAUUUAAAGAAAAUAAGUUAAAGAAUCUUAUACACAGGACAUGGAUAAAAAAAAUCGACAGAAUUCUAGAGAGGUACAGAAGGCAUAACUAGAUGGGAAUUAAGAAUGUUUGUGUAAGUAGACAACCAUAAUAAAAUGUAUAGACUUAACCAGUACUGGAUCUAUCACGAGACUGAGAAGGCAUUUCCCAUGGGUGGCACUUUCCAUAGGGCAAUAAAAAACACAGCCUCCUAAAUACCCCGGCAACUUUAACAAAUGCCUUUAAGCCUCAUGCCAUGGGGGCCCAAGAGCUGGUUGGCUGGCUACCUUAGAGCCCUCAGACCGUUGUGCGGAAUGGAAGCUAUGGCGAUGGAGCUCUUCUUGCUCUGCUCCACUGUGCGUCCUGCUGUGAUGCAGGGAGCCGGAAUAUGAUGGCAUUCCGGCCCCGGCAUCACUAAACGGCGAGCGAGGAUGCAGAUCUGAAAGAUUACAGCAGCCACACUGGCCCCAGAGAAAUAAUCCUCUCCAGCUCUCCCAAAAGUUGGGAGGCUGAGCAGACUUAAAUCGAAAUGAAAAAUAAUAAUCCGUGAAUGUAUGAGAAAAUGUGAGUGUCUGUCGGUGAAAGUGUGCGUUUUUUAAACUGUGUGUGUCAAUGACUUCGUCAGUGAGGAUGUGAGUUGGUCUUAAACAGGAAGAAGUAUAGCCUUGACAGGAAGGGGUGGGGCAUAUUUACAUUAGGGAGGUGCCUGAGUUUAGUCAUGCCCAGGGCAGCUCAAAAUCAAAAUACAUAACUGGGCAUAAUUUAAGGAAUCAAAAAUGACAAACUGGAAAACUAAGAGGGAAAAAUAACAAUAGUAAAUAACCACCCCUCACUUUUAGGAUCCUCCAGUGUUUGAGUCAAUGACAGUGUGUGCCAUCAAAUGCUUAAGGAUUCAAUCCUAAAAUGGGAUUACCUAUUUGUUUAUUGAAUUCAAAGCUGCAAUGCUAAAUAAACCAGCCAAUACAGCUAGAGUAGUAGAGAGUUCCUAGACAGCAGUGUGUGGUGAUGGCAAAAUGUAAAAUGUGGUGCUAAAUAACUAGUCUUAUUUUUUAUAAAGCUCUUUGCAUAUUACUGUCGUAGAUGUGACGGAGUAAGCGAUAUUGAGCCUGCAUGUUAAUGAUGUCACAAACCUGGAUGUUGACACUCAUUAUUCACAUCCCUCUCUCUUUCUGUAAGGGGUCUUCCUUCGAUGGAAUAGAUCCUCCAAGUAUUUAGAAGAUGCUUAUGAAGAAAUGAUCCACAUUAUAGAGUACAACAAGGAGCUUCAGGUGAAAGUAAAUGCACUGAGACGGCAAUUAGCAGAGCUGGAAACUGAGGAUGGUGCUCUGGAGACCCCCUAACGCCUUAAUUUUACUGUAUAAAAUCCUGUCUAUCCCAGAUAGACUUCAUGUUUACACUAUCUGUGAUGCAUGCACUACAUGUUUCCCUGGUUCAAUUAAUCUUAAACCCUUUCAAUGUCAGAAGGGCCGGCAACAUUACAUACCUCUUUGGCAGUUUGUAAAACAGGGUUGGCCAAAGACUAGCAAUCUAACUGUUGUUCAACUACAACUUGCAUGGUGCUUUGCCAGCCUACAGAUUGGCGCUAUUGAUUUCAGUGGGUUUGUCACCUUCCCAAAUAUCUUGCCUUAAAGGAAGCUUCUAUCAGGGUUGUAUUUUACAGUUUGCUCUUUCUAACUCCCUUAUUCCAACCCUUGGUGGAAGUUGAUCUGUUCUGGCAAUUUCAGCGAAAGGAGAAGGAGACUCACUCCAACUAAGAGGAAAAUUGGCACACUUCUGCAAUAACGCCAAUUCUGAAAUGUGUAACACAAUUAAAUCGUUUAAAAUAAAUAAAUAUAAAUAUAUGUAAUUAAAACAAUGUAAUUUGAUUCCAAUGGCACAUUUAAUGAAAUUCUAAUCUUAAAGGUGGCACGUUCAUUUACAUUUUUUUCUUAUUUAUACUAAACACAUCUAGUGAUGAUUUAAGGAUUGUUGGUGGAGCCAGUGAUGUAUGUAAAAGUGGGUCAUGCUCUUAAAGGUAAACUCUCUCCUAAAGAUAGCAAAUGCACAAAUGUUUGUUCAUAACCUUUCACUUGACGUGUGUAUAUUUGUGCUAGGCUGUGUUGUAAUGGUGUAAUCUUACCACUAGAUGGAGCUGUUAGUCACAGUAAUUUCCUGCCUUGGCCCUCGAGAUUCCCCCUUUUGACUCACCUGUCCUCUGCAAAUUUUGCACAUUGUUUUCAUUAAAGGGACACGAUAGUCACCUGAACAACUUUAGCUUAAUGAGGCAGUUUUUGUGUAUAGAACAUGCCCCUGCAGCCUCACUGCUCAAUCCUCUGUAAUUUAGGAGUUAAAUCCCUUUGUUUAUGAACCCUAGUCACACCUCCCUGCAUGUGACUUGCACAGCCUUCCAUAAACACUUCCUGUAAAGAGAGCCCUAUUUAGGCUUUCUUUAUUGCAAGUUCUGUUUAAUUAAGAUUUUCUUAUCCCCUGCUAUGUUAAUAGCUUGCUAGACCCUGCAAGAGCCUUCUGUAUGUGAUUAAAGUUCAAUUUAGAGAUUGAGAUACAAUUAUUUAAGGUAAAUUACAUCUGUUUGAAAGUGAAACCAGUUUUUUUUUUUUUUCAUGCAGGCUCUGUCAAUCAUAGCCAGGGGAGGUGUGGCUAGGACUGCAUAAACAGAAACAAAGUUAUUUAACUCCUAAAUGACAGUGAAUUGAGCAGUGAAAUUGCAGGGGAAUGAUCUAUACACUAAAACUGCUUUAUUUAGCUAAAGUAAUUUAGGUGACUAUAGUGUUCCUUUAAUAUACAUUCUCUUGACUGUAUAUAUAUUAUUUUUUUUUGUUUGUUUCUACAUUUCUCAAAGUACAUUUAAAUGUAACAUGUCCAUACAGCAACUGAUUGCUAAUGUAUAUAUUAGUCCUAGAGGAGGAUUGGACAAACUGCAAAUCUCCAGCCCAUUUGGACUUCCAUUCCUAUAAUUCCAAGCUGAGUAGCUGACUGCCAGUAUUGGGAGCUGCAGUUCAGCAACAGGUUCCAUCCUCUGUCCUAGAAGGAACUAAAAUACCUGGAACAUCGCUAUACACUCCAAUAAUUAUUAUAAAAUGCUAUUUACUGUGAAACAUUAAACGGUGUUUCUGUAACAA
This is a messenger RNA of Pelobates cultripes (western spadefoot toad), 30891 nucleotides long. The record is from the annotation of a GenBank genome assembly. Lineage: Eukaryota; Metazoa; Chordata; Amphibia; Anura; Pelobatidae.